CAUGAAUGACGACUAUAGCAAGCAGCACGAUACUAUGAAGCGCGUCAAGAAUAGAUUGCUGAGGGCAGCGGACAUGCAAAGCUGGGGAUGGUUUCAUGGCUUCAUCUUUCUGGUCAUUGUCUUCAUCAUCUUUUUCCUGGUGUACCUAUUCAAGUAAGUCACAACAGACUCUUGCAUUUUGCAUUUCGACCAGUCUUCUGCAAGCGACAACACGUUUCUCAGAGGUCAGUCUCAGAGGUCAGUCCUGCUGAUAAACUGAUGCAGAGCAGCUCACCUGUCUUGAUUUUUGUGACUGUUUGCACCAUCGAUAAAUUAUCUCAACAGCUCAUCGGAACACAUCGCAUCCAGUCAUCAUCUAGCAGGUCUCUAUGAACGGCCACAGCGCACCGUCGCUCCUGAGCAACAACGCGAGCCAUGGCUGGGUCGUACAAAAGUUUGGAGGUACCUCAGUUGGCAAAUUCGCAUCACAAAUCGCGCAAGAAAUCGUCGCGAAACAUAUUCAGGACUCACGACUCGUGCUUGUAUGUUCUGCGCGGAGUGCGGAUACAAAAGCGGAGGGAACCACGAAUCGCUUGAUAAAGGCAUGCAAGGAGAGUGAAAAGCUGCCAAAGACGAAUGAGUACAAGAAAUUGGUGCAAGUGAUUCAACAGGAUCACAAUGAUGCUGCGGCUUUGUUGAUCAAAGACGCCAGUAUCUUGGCAAAGCUCAAGCUUGACAUCGCAGAAGCCUGUGUCUUUCUGAACGGCUUACUUGGCGCCGCGCAGUUUUUGCAAGAGGUGAGUCCAAAAACGCUCGACAACGUGCUUGCUACCGGCGAGAAGCUCUCCUGUCUACUCAUGGCUGCGCUACUCAACGAUCGAGGAAUCGAUGCGGAGUAUGUGGGUAUGGAAGAUGUCAUUGGCGAAUAUGACGCAGCGAAUGGACUUGAUCAAAAAUUCUACGAUUUCGUCUGUGAACGCAUGGCUCGGCGUAUUGAAGCAUGCGGCAAUCGCGUUCCUGUCGUGACUGGCUACUUUGGCGUUGUACCAGGUAGUCUGUUGGCAAUGAUUGGACGUGGCUAUACAGACUUGUGCGCGGCGUUGAUUGCUAUUGGAUUGAAAGCAGAAGAGUUGCAAGUAUGGAAGGAAGUGGAUGGUAUCUUCACAGCAGAUCCUCGCAAAGUUCCCACAGCACGUCUUCUCCCUCGGAUCACGCCUGAGGAGGCUGCUGAACUCACGUACUAUGGGUCUGAAGUGAUACACCCCUUCAUCUCGAAUCUUGUGGUGCGUGCACGGAUCCCAAUUCGCAUCAAGAAUGUCGAGAACCCAACUGGUGCUGGAACCGUCAUUUUUCCUGAUGCAGAUACACGGAGUGGUUCAGCGACCCCCAUCAAUGUACCUCACAAGAAUCCUCUAGAGACCAUCAAGAUGGGCAAAACGCCGACAGCUGUAACCAUCAAGGAUGAUAUCAUCAUCCUAGCUGUCGAAUCGAAUCGCAAGGUCGUGUCGCAUGGCUUCUUUGCGCAAGUCUUUGGCAUCUUGGACAAAUGGAAGCUGACCGUGGAUCUCAUCUCCACAUCCGAGGUGCAUGUUUCGAUGGCCAUCAAUGUCAACGUCAAGCUGGCGGCGUUGAAGGGCGUUGAAGAUGAUUUGCGCAAAGUUGGUGUUGUUGUGCGGAAGAAGGAUAUGGCCAUCUUGUCACUUGUUGGCAAGCAGAUGAAGAACAUGAUUGGUGUCUCUGGCAAGAUGUUUUCUACCUUGGCACAGGCUGGCAUCAACAUUGAGAUGAUUUCUCAGGGUGCGAGUGAGAUCAACAUUUCAUGUGUGAUCAGCGAGAGGGAUAGUAUCAAGGCGUUGAGUGUCAUUCAUCAGCACUUGCUCACGACCAACUCCUUUGCAGACAAGGGAUGGUUAUUUAGGUAGACGAAUCUGUAGCACAAUUUAUAAACUUCUCGCCGCAACGAACCACACCAGGUUGACGACAAAUGCAAAAUAGAAGCAUCGUCCAGGCGUGUCUGCACGCGAGAGGGUAUGCUUCCGUCGCAGCCGUCCCCUCCGGUGCCAUCAAAAUUGAUCCUGAGGUCUUCAAUCGCCAAUCCGUCAAGCCUGCAGGAUCACGCAAAUCCAUCCUGCAUGCAGA
Protomyces lactucae-debilis is the source of this 2118-nucleotide messenger RNA. Its product is annotated as Aspartate/glutamate/uridylate kinase. NCBI's taxonomy places the organism in Eukaryota, Fungi, Ascomycota, Taphrinomycetes, Taphrinales, Protomycetaceae. The record is from RefSeq and is a predicted model, not a curated record. Bases 369 to 1901 code for a protein of 510 amino acids. Gene Ontology annotation, molecular function: aspartate kinase activity. The transcript has a single exon.